CGAAAACCGUCAUGGCCAUUUCAAAUAUUCUCUGUGUUUUUCAAAAUUGUGUUUUUCGAGUUACUUGGCUAAUAUCUAGCCAGAUUAGCUUGAUAUCGCUGUAAUUAGAGAAUGAACAAGGAAAAUGAAAACGUCUUCAAGGCUCCACUAGAAGUUGAGAAUCGUCAGACCGUCAAACCAAUAUUGAAAAAUUCCACAAGAAGUAACUUGAUUGCCUUUUCACCUGAGCAGAAACAUUUGAAGGUCACCUUCCAGACACCAUCAAAGACGAAAAAAGUCUCCCCCGGUCGCUACGACUUGAUCCGUGUGUUAGACGAGGACGAGAACUGGAUAGAACGGACAUCUGUCUUGACACGCCAGGAUCACACCGAUUAUUUUGUUUAUGCCAAACAGAUCUUGGAUGAUCUAGUCUGGAGUCUGCCAGUCACAGGCAAUUUUGAAGUCCUCACCAAUCCCUUGGAUAACUCUGUCUUCGUACCGCCAGGUGAAAAUCUCUUAUCAGAGGAAGAACUACCAGUUUCUGUCCACCCUAGUACACCUUUUGAAGACGCUAAGACUGAGUUCAAACUUGAUGAACAGUACCUCGAGAAGUCAUCCCCUGUUGUGCCAAUUUCGGAGGAGACACUCCCCUUGUGUGAUAGCCCUAUCACACCUUUAGAAGCAUCUGAGCUGCAAAACCAACAUACUGUAGGGCCUUCUCCUGUAGUUGCACUCUCGGAGGAGAAGCUGCUGUUGUGUGAUAGCCCUAUCACACCUUUAGAAGCAUCUGAGCUCCAAACCCAACAUACUGCAGGGCCGUCUCCUGUAGUUGCACUCUCGGAGGAGAAGCUGCUGUCGUGUGAUAAACCUGUCAUACCCUCCAAAGCAUCUCCUAACACUAAUCUUUUGGGAGCGAAAUCGGAAUCUGUGACAAUGGAUGGAGAUGAGAAUCAAAUCCCCAUCACAAAGGGGGCGUACAAUUUGGACUUUUUGGACUCUAUGGACCUUGAAAAUGUUGACCCUUUUGCCACCAAAACCAAAAUAAAAAUGGGUUUUUCACCUCCGAAAACCAUAGCAGAACCCAUGGAGAUAGAGGAACCUAUGGACACAGAGGAGAACCCAUUCCAGUCAAGUUCAAAAAUGAGGAACUCUCCACCUCCUGUGGCUCAGGAAGAAGAAAACCCAUUUCAGACGAAAACCAAAAUGUGCAACUCGCCUCCACCUUUGGUGUCGAAAGAUGAGGAGAAUCCGUUCCAAACUAAGUCCAAAGUGCCGAACUCUCCUCCAUCUUCAAAAGCCAACUUGGACAUCGAUGAUGCCAAUCCAAAGAAGUUCACACUCACACCAACAGGUUCUGAUGAUGAGGUCGAUGUGACUGACCCUUUGAUGGACUUGAGGCGGGUAUCAUCAGUGUCUCCAGCGCACUCGACGACUGAUAUAAACGACAAUGACAGUGAUAAGACGCCGUUCCAGACUGCUACAGAUGACAGUUCAGACAUCGCCCCAGAGCCUUCCAAACCAAGUUCAAAGAAAAAGACAGGUUCAGCCAAAAAGGUAGCUCCAAGGAAAUCCAAAUUUGCAAGGCCAGCAUUUACAAAAAAUAAUGACAAUGAUGGUGCUGAUAUUGUAAUUUUUGAACCAAAGAAGAAUCCCCAACCCCAGGAUGCCAGCGAAGAGGUACAAAUCUUUGAGCCAAAGUCGAGAGUUUCUACUGAGCGAGAGUCUGGUAAUGACAGUGAGAAUCCGUCGGCGCCCACUAGCCAUACGUCCAGUCGUUCCGGCUCAAACCAGCGAGAAAUCCCGUCAAGCGAGGAUGAGUUCGGCAGCUCGGCCCAACCGAGUCUCCCUGGACUUGACAGUGGCCUUGACCCCUUGGUGCUAGCAGAUCAGAAGGAGGGUGAGACCGAGGGUCCUACGGAUGGGAGAGAUGAUUUCGGCUUUGAUGAUGAUGGGUUCAGACCAGCUACCGAAGUGUUCAAUGAUUCGCGAGCAUGGGAUAUGCUAGAGAAGUUUGGCAGUAAUCAAGAUGAGGACAAAGAUUCAUUACUAUCGAGACAAUCACUCUACGUGAAGUUUGAUCCGCUGGUCAAGUCACGGGGAGCUGGUGUCGAGAGCGUUAAACCAGCCCAGAAACCUGCCGUAAAUCCUGCAGUGACAAAUGUAGCCUCAAGUGAAGUGAAUGAUGACCUUCUCCUCAUGAACACGCCUCCGCCCAGCAAAGCGAUUUCCCGCCUCAGCAAACAUCCGGCGUCGAGGGUCCUCGAGCAGUCACAGGCCAAGGAUAAGGAGUAUCGCGAUGUUGACAAACUGUUCACCUGCAGUCCGGAACAGUCCCGCGAGUUGGAAUUUGUACCUGAAAUGUGGGUCGAGCAUCUGAACAGCUUCUCGGAGCUGGAAGACUCGGCAGUGCUAUCCCAGGAUUCCCUGGAAUGCCUCUCGUGUGCGUGGGUGCAGGAAAAUGGCCGACCUGAUAGUCCGCUAGCGUUCGAUCAUGAGGAGAUCCUAUGUAUUGAUGACCAGGAUCCGACUGAUAGUGGAUGUGCAGAGGGUGCGUCCCCCACCCGACAAGAGCCGAUAGGAUCAGCUUCUAAUGAUGGGUUAGUUGAGGUGCUGAAGUAUUCCGAGUACGAAUGGAUCGAGCUGAAGAAGCAGUUGGACAUGGACUUCCAGGCUCGGCUCCUGGCCAAGGAGCGCGACUUCGACAGGGAGAAAAAGAAGCUCAACAGUGAAGUCAAGGAGCUCAAGGCCGCCAACGAAAAGCUCAAGACGUCGUUCACCGAUAUGCAGAAGAUUGUGACAGAAUAUGAGAAGACCAUCUCUCAGGUGAUCUCUGACAAGGAACACGUCGAAAAAAACAGCCAGACGUCGAUGACCGAUCUAGUGCGAGAACGUAACCAGGCGGUGGAGGACCUCCAGUCGAUGGAAUCAGCAUUCGCUGAUCUGCUACGCCGGAAUAAUAAGUUAAAGGAGGCAGUCGAGUCAUUUAAGAAGAACGAAGAGACAUUGAAGAAGUGUGUGACAGAUUAUCAGGCGAAAGUGAAGAAGCAUGAGCAGCGUUAUGCCACCCUGAAGCAGCAUGCUGAAGAUAAGUUACAAAGUGCUAACGAGGAAAUGGAGAAGAUAACGAAGACAAAGAACAGUGAGAUAGCACGACUGCAGGCAGCGGCCAAGAGGAGUGAACUGGCUGUGACAAGUCUGGAGACGUCGCUGGAACAGAAGAUCAAAGAAAAUAAGGAAUUAACAGCAAUCUGUGAUGAUCUAAUCAAGCAAGUCGGUGGGGACUCGUGAUCAGACACUCGUGAUAUGACUGUGAACAAAAAAUGUUGGUUGUCUGGCCCGCAUUCAUUUUACUUGGUUCAUAGAUCCUUCAGCUUCAGAAAGAUAGUACAGUGAUUGGUUGGAGUACAUGUAUGGUUAUGUUCAUUCGAGGUCCCUGCUUGUAUUGUCAGUGCUGCUAUCUGAUGGUUAAACAUCGAACUGAAACGUUCUCCAAAUGGCUUGCAAGAUCUAUGAACCACCAAGGUGAAUGCCGUGCCAUCUGAUAAUCUGAGCAGGAUUCUUCUGAAAUAAUGAGGGUCAGAUUCAAUCUUAUCUGUUGCAUGGACCUCAUUGAUCAUUUUGAUUGGGACGGACUUUAUAAAUGGAUCAAGAUGCAGCCUGUGGAAGAGUAGUGAGAUGGUUGAUCAGUAAUGUUGAACUUGACUGUCUGUGAGCUUUAGAAGACAAAAGUAUUCAGUUGGAUUUUUGAAUUUCCAACUUUGGGUGGACAGUGAUUACUUAGGAGCGAUUUUGCUUUAGUGAUGCACCACAGCUGAUUGAGCCUGAAUCUUCUCUGGGAUUUUUCAUGAUUUUAUUUUGCUGCCGGCCUCAUUAUUGUGAUUCAUGUCAAGAAAUGCUUCUGUGUGUGUGAUUCACAAAGGUUUUUUUAGACUUGUUUACUUUAAAAAAAGUCCAGUGGCAGGACCUGCAUUGAGAUGGUUCAUUUGUAGGGGUAGAUCUUCAGUCUGAAACGUUCGUAUAUUUUGAGCCAUGUGGGAAUGAUGCCUGCUAAGACCAGAAUGUGAAAGAUAAAAGCUCGCCUGUGAAGGUUUUUACACUCUUGCUUGACAAACUAGAGGGGAUCUCCUGAUCCUGCCAGGAUGUGCUGAUAGCAGACGUGUCACUCAACUAAGAGCAUCAAAGGUAGACGAGUGGGCUUGAUGUAACAGCAGUCUGUUGGUUGUAAUGAUGGGCGAGCAACUGCCUGAGACUCACGGGUAUACAAAGACAAUGGAUUUCUUUCAAGAAUUUAUUACUUGCUGGUAUUUUAUGCACUGAUUAAAUGUUAGCGGCUUGAAGCUGAUCCAGUCAGGUUUGUUGAAAAUGAUGACCAUUUGUAAUUAGCUGAUGCAUGUUUUCAAGGGUCAGAAGUCGAGCUGAGCAAAAUGUUGUUGGUUGAAAAGUUACUCCAGAAACUUUUCCCGAGGCAAUGACAAGUUCCCGUGUUUGAUCACAAAACACCCCUCACAUAGUUGAGGGGCAAGCCAAAGAACUAACUUUCCAGCCAAUUUUAAUGCGGAGAUUCAUUUUCCUCCUGUGACCCUUGAAUAUUUAAUGAUAUGGUGUCUUCAAACCUGAGUGGGUUAGUCUGGUUCUGCGUUGUUGUGUACAUACAUUAUGUUGUGUAAACAACCUGUAAAUACUGCGAUUAGCGAAGUGCUAUUUUUCAUAGAAGACUAGUUGGUGAUGUACAGCAAUGUAUGUCGUCUCAAAUUAUUGAUAAAUAUUUUCUCUGUGUCACCUUUCAGGAUGAAAUAGGUGUAUUUAUUUCAAAUCAUAAUUUGUACGUUUUGCCCAAAGUAACAGUGCACAAAGCUUGAACUACAACUUGAACUUUGUCAUUGGAAAAACAUGAUGCAGUGCAAUGUAGGAGAAGGCAGAUCACACAAACGUUGUGCUUUUCUCCAUCUCUACGAUGAGGGAUUGGUCGAGGACAUGUUGGCAUGGCUUGUCGGGCUUGCCAGUGUGCACAUGUACAACUCUUGCAGCUCAGUGUGGUUGCUGUGGUGUUCUGUGGGUUUUUUCCUGCAGACUUACUUUGGACAGGCUUAAGUUUUAAACUAGUAAUGCAUUUAGUUUAGUUUUUUUAAAUCAAUUGCCUAUACUCUCUUGGAAAUAAUGGUACUGCCUGUAUCAUUGUUCAGAUAUAGACCCCAACUAUUAAGCUUGGCCCUACUCAUAUUUCAAGGGACUGGCCUUUUCAUCUGCAGAUCAAUGAACCACUUAUGAUGUUUAGAAUAGAACAGAACUUUCUUUAGUAACUUGUGGCUCACAAUUUCAAUUUGGCGUGAGCUACUGUCGGUACUUGGUGUAAUUGCUGGCAUAUAUCGAGGGUCAUCACCAGUAAUUCGUAUUUAAUUUGCUCAAUAUCUUCUAUUUCAAAUGCUGUUCUUUUUGUAUUCCAGGUUUUUGUAAAUAUUUUCUUGUAGUGCUUUGGAUUUGAAAACAGGUUUGGCAUUAUUGGCAAAUGAUUGGUUAAGAGCAGCAUUGGCCAGCAUUGGUAAGAAGAGCUUUCUAUUGUCAAAAGUGUUGCCAUACUGAAUAUUCCCUGCUAAUUCAAAUCAUGAAGGGAUGAACACUUCAGAGUGCCCGGCCCAUGAGCACCUUAACUAUAAAAAAUGUUUACUUUUCUUGCUUUUGAUCCGUUGAAAAAUUUUGUUAGUUCAAAGAAAUGUGUUCACCAAUUGUCUCUGCUGUUCCCGGCUUCCUCUGCCUGUGGCCCUGUUUUUGGCUUACACUUGCUUCAUAUUAACAUGUACAUAUUGAUGAUACAAAUGUCAAUAAAUAAUGCAUGAAAAGAUUUA
Messenger RNA from Lineus longissimus, 5822 nucleotides. Its product is annotated as transforming acidic coiled-coil-containing protein 3-like. Gene Ontology annotation, cellular component: cytoplasm. Bases 112 to 3267 code for a protein of 1051 amino acids. The transcript has 15 exons. Lineage: Eukaryota; Metazoa; Nemertea; Pilidiophora; Heteronemertea; Lineidae. Gene Ontology annotation, biological process: cell population proliferation; cerebral cortex development; mitotic spindle organization. The record is from RefSeq and is a predicted model, not a curated record.